AUGCCAUCCCUCUUCAAAAAGCGACUGAGCUGCUUCUACUGCGGCGUUCGAUCUGCUCAGUCGCAGUCCGACUCCCUCCGUAAGUGGCAGUGUCAACAUUGCCUGGCAGUGAACUACCUUGACGAGCAUGGCGAAAUCACCGAUCCCCCGGUUAUCGAAGCUUCCUCGGGCAGUCGAUACACACAAUACGCACAACCACUCCCCAGAGCAAAUUCUCUUGAAAUCGCAGUGCCAGACUCGUCGCUGUUUUGUUCAACGUGUUUGAAAAACCAGCAUCUCCUCACCCAGACUCUUGCUUCAUACCUACCGUCGCCGUCGCAUCCUGACUAUGAAGUCUAUGAAGUGUCAUACCCCGCGUACCGGAAGAGUCUAGAGGAGCGCUACCCUCAAGUCUGCGAGUCCUGCGAGCCCAAGGUGCGCGAUCGCAUCCGACAAGCUGGAUAUGCGGCGAAGUCGGACCACCUGAUGCGGAUGAUGGAGAAAAGCCGGGCUUUCCGACAUACUCGCCAGGCGAAUCGCUGGAGCUGGAGGAGCAUGAUAGUUUUCGCUGGUGCUGUUUGCUUCUGGGCUAGCGUUGCUGGUCAACUUGCCUGGAACCUCAUGGGGACAAUGGUUGCUGGCAACGCCCCUCAGAACUUGGAAUCCGAUCUGUCAUUAAGGCUGGUUCCAUUUUGUGUUGACAGGCUCUGGAAGCAUCAACCGCUUUUCGGCGAAUGUUCUUCAGUUCUGACGCCAGUUGCAGGACUGGCUUUGUCCCUAGCGAUACUAUCAAUUUGGUGGAAUCCGAAACUUAGGCUUAAGGUGGAUGGGAGAGGUGGACGAUUGACUGGACUGGGCGAGUAUUACAAGGCCCAAAUCGUUGUUCUUGUGAUCAGAUUUGUCGCUUGGGCUAGUUUACAGGACCCUUCAAUCACUGGCCUCAAUCCCAAAAUUGCUCCUGCUAUCCAUGGUUUCAUGGGCAUUUUUACUGUAAUUUCUGUGAUCGUGUCGAGACGGGUUAUCAAAAAUGAUACCACUCCGCUUAUCUCAUGGAAGGAGGACGAUAAACCUCUACUACCCCAGAAACCAAGAGAGGAGCAUUCAACCCAGUUACAGCUUGCGAGCUCGCCGGACUCUCAGACCUCGUUUCUUAAUUCACAGGCUAGCUUACAUCGGUUCCCGGUUAAUAGGCUUUCACCGGCUACACCAACUGCCCCGGAGCCAUCUAUUCCGCCGUCCCCCCAGACAGAUAUCGUUGAUGACGCCGAUGCGAUGGACUGGACACCAUCUCAACAAUCAUUGCAAUUAAGCGUUGCCCCCAAACCUAUUCCAGUUCAACAACAAAAUAAAUUGCCGUCAGCCCAAAAGCCACCUUUGGGAUUACCGAGCCCGGGCGCAGUCCAGUCCAUUCUCAAAGCCCUAGGACAUAAACCUAAUCCAUUCCAUAAUGCCCCAGUUUUACAACCAAAAUUAUCAGCCAGCAAGGAGAGCAAAGCUGUAUCGUCGUUGGAAACUAUUAUGGCUCCUCCAAAGUUUUUCCCUCCCAGUGAUUUUGCAAAUGAUACAGGUCUGGAGAGCCUCUUCGACAAAGCCUUUUCGAUUAGAGAUGAACCAGUAGAUUUACAGAGGCAACAAUGGGCUGUUAGGUCAAAAGAGCACCCCGGCAGUUCCUUUCAAAUUCUGAAAUGGGUGUUGCUUGCAAUUUCCGUCUUUAUUUUCCUUGUUGCAGAAGUGUUUAAAUGGCCCAGAAACUCUGUCGAAACCGCAAUCCUAGGAAUCUCAUUUCUUGUUGCGGGCUUCUCCCUCCUUGAGUCUCUUAUGAGGCCCCUAACUACCGGGAAUGCAGUCAACCUAAUCCUAUCAAUUAUCGAACUGAUUGUGUGCAUCUAUCUAGCCACUUAUCGCUACCAGGGUCUAUAUAAUCAGUACAAAUUUGACGCUGCAGAAAAAUCGAUUGUGGCUUUCAUGAUAGGACAGGAAGUGAGGGCCCAGGACUCAUUCUCUCAACGAAAUACAAAACAGUCACCUCAAAAUUCGACGAAGCAACCACCUCUGGACAAAAAAUCAUCACAGCAAACCUGCCAAUUAACCCAACCUCAAUCUCAAACAUACGAAGACCCUCACAAAAAAGCACCCAGUUUCCCGUCCUCCAGCCAACAAACGCUCAUUUCAUCUGUGACCCACCCUGGCAUCAAACCGAAUCCCGGUCUCGGAGGCGGACACACCACACCAUCUACCACCAUCGCCACCAUCAAUAACAACAGCAACAGCUUUAUGAACAGCUUCAACGAUUCUACGCAGUACCACCACAAGGCUCUCACCGAACACAAUCAUAAACCCUCCUAUAGUCAUUCUACAUCUCUCUCCAGCGACCCAACAGCAACCCAUCCAGCCCCUUACACCUCAAUUCCCCGCCAACAACCCUUUGUCUCCUCCUUUCCCUCCUUCCCGUCCUUCAACUCUACCCUUCCGGACAGCCUCCGUUUUUCACCACCCUCAACCACCACAUCUACUGCCUCCAUCAGCUAUGCAUCAGAUACUGCCUCUGAAUCCCCUAGCCCUCGGCAGAAAUAUACAUCUCUCCCUCCUCCCUCUCCGGGCAGGCGCCUCCCCAGCCCAGGAAUUAGUCGGUUGACUCUGGAAGAUGAUCCGUGGUUGCAAGGGCAACAACAAACGCAAACUCCCGUACGGCUACAAGAACAAGUGCAAGCGCAAUCACGGCCGACACGGUAUGCGUUGCGGUCGCGUCGGGCUUGA
This is a messenger RNA of Histoplasma capsulatum G186AR, 2736 nucleotides long. RefSeq lists its product as uncharacterized. Gene Ontology annotation, biological process: nuclear inner membrane organization. The coding region runs from base 1 to 2736 and encodes 911 amino acids. The record is from RefSeq and is a predicted model, not a curated record. The transcript has 3 exons. NCBI's taxonomy places the organism in Eukaryota, Fungi, Ascomycota, Eurotiomycetes, Onygenales, Ajellomycetaceae. Gene Ontology annotation, cellular component: chromosome, centromeric core domain; mitotic spindle pole body; microtubule organizing center attachment site.